AUGGACUCAAACUACGCCUGUUCUCCUGAUGUGCAGUACGAGCUGACGUUUGAUACAUCGACACAGUCUCAUUACUGCGCUGCGUCAAAUACUGACCCGUGCGAGAUGGAGGCGUGCCUUUGUGACUUGGAUCUUAUCACGCAAAUGGUGCAGGAAGCUCCAACUUACGAUUCUUACCAGGUUCUUGACGGGUACAACUACCCUGUCUGUGAAUCCCCUGAUUCGCCAUCAUUCCCAGUCGACAGCUGUUGCGGCGAGUAUCCAGAGCGAUAUCCUUUUUCUCAAGUUUCUGGAAAAGGCUGCUGCAACAACAAAGUCUACAAUACAAACAUGUUCCAGUGUUGCGAUGGAAUGGACAUCGAGCCAAUUGGAACUUGCUCCGUUGACCCAUGUUUUCCGGAUCCUUGUGCAAACGGAGUCUGUGUUCCCGUCAAUACUGCGCGCAACUUCGACAACUUUCAGUGCAACUGCGAGACAGGCUGGACUGGUGAGCUCUGUGAUCAGCCGACUUGUGAUCACCUGGACUGUUCCAGCAACGGUGCUCCUUACUGGAAUGGCGACGGAUGCAUCUGUCACUGUGACGAAGGAUUCACUGGCAGCAAUUGCGAAGAAGGAGUGUGCGAUGACUGGCCCUGCCUAUUUGAAGGCGAGGCACAGUAUCUUCCGGACGGCAGUUGCGGUUGCGUAUGCCAAGAUGGUUUUAGUGGCGACGUGUGUCAAAUCACUCAGUGCACUUCAGAUCCGUGUCAAAAUGGAGGAAGCUGCUCACUCACGCAAGCUACGUAUAUGUGCACUUGCGUAGCACCUUUCGCGGGGGUGAAUUGUGAGAUAAGCCCCUGUGAGCCAAGUCCUUGUGAAAAUGGGGGCGAAUGCUCUUUGAAUUCCAAUGGAUAUGUCUGUACGUGCCCUGAAACGCAUACUGGCGAACACUGCGAACAAGAAAUCACAACUACGACUACAACCACGACAACUACCACUACCACAACAACUACCACUACUACUACAAUAACAACUACCACUACCACAACAUCUACAACAACAACUACAACAACAACUACAACAACGACAACAACAACGACAACAACAACAACUACAACAACAACUACGACAACAACUACAACAACAACCACUACAACUACCACGACAACAACAACUACAACAACAACUACAACAACAACUACAACAACCACUACAACAACAACUACAACAACAACUACAACAACAACUACAACAACAACUACAACAACAACUACAACAACAACUACAACAACAACUACAACAACAACUACAACAACAACUACAACAACUACCACUACAACUACAACCACUACAGCAACAACUACUACUUCUACCACAACAACGACAACUACGACCUCCACAACAACUACAACAACGACGACUACAACUCCAAACCCAUGCGAUCCUAAUCCAUGUCUGAACUCAGGAAUUCCGAUUAUAAACGGUGGAAGUUGUACCUGUAUUUGUAUGCCUGGAUAUGAUGGAGAUGUUUGCCAAAUUACUCCAUGCACUUCGAAUCCCUGCUUUAACAAUGGAACAUGUAGUGUGGACGAGUCGACAUAUCUUUGUAGUUGUCCGCCUGGCUUCAGCGGCGAAGAAUGCCAAGUCACGCCUUGUACUCCAGAGCCUUGUUUGAAUAACGGUACAUGUGCUGUGGACGGAUCGACGUAUCAAUGCAGCUGUCCGCCUGGCUUCAGCGGCGAAGAAUGCCAAGUCACGCCUUGUACUCCAGAGCCUUGUUUGAAUAACGGUACAUGUGCUGUGGACGGAUCUACGUAUCAAUGCAGCUGUCCGCCUGGCUUCAGCGGCGAAGAAUGCCAAGUCACGCCUUGUACUCCAGAACCUUGCUUGAAUAACGGUACAUGUACUGUGGACGGAUCGGCGUAUCAAUGCAGCUGUCCGCCUGGCUUUAGCGGCGAAGAAUGCCAAGUCACCCCUUGUACUCCAGAGCCUUGCUUGAAUAGCGGCACAUGUACUGUAGACGGAUCUACGUAUCAAUGCAGCUGUCCGCCUGGCUUCAGCGGCGAAGAAUGCCAAGUCACCCCUUGUACUCCAGAGCCUUGCUUGAAUAACGGUACAUGUACUGUAGACGGAUCGACGUAUCAAUGCAGCUGUCCGCCUGGCUUUAGCGGCGAAGAAUGCCAAGUCACCCCUUGUACUCCAGAGCCUUGCUUGAAUAGCGGCACAUGUACUGUAGACGGAUCUACGUAUCAAUGCAGCUGUCCGCCUGGCUUCAGCGGCGAAGAAUGCCAAGUCACCCCUUGUACUCCAGAGCCUUGCUUGAAUAACGGUACAUGUACUGUAGACGGAUCGACGUAUCAAUGCAGCUGUCCGCCUGGCUUUAGCGGCGAAGAAUGCCAAGUCACCCCUUGUACUCCAGAGCCUUGCUUGAAUAGCGGCACAUGUACUGUAGACGGAUCUACGUAUCAAUGCAGCUGUCCGCCUGGCUUCAGCGGCGAAGAAUGCCAAGUCACCCCUUGUACUCCAGAGCCUUGCUUGAAUAACGGUACAUGUACUGUAGACGGAUCGACGUAUCAAUGCAGCUGUCCGCCUGGCUUUAGCGGCGAAGAAUGCCAAGUCACGCCUUGUACUCCAGAGCCUUGCUUGAAUAAUGGUACAUGUGCUGUUGAUGCAUCUUCAUAUACCUGCACAUGCCCGCCCGGCUACUCAGGAAGUGACUGCGAGAUUACUCCCUGUACGCCUCUUCCUUGUCAGAACAAUGGGACUUGCUCAGAAGAUGCUGAUUCUUACGUCUGUACCUGUCCGCCCGGCUACUCAGGAACUGAUUGCGAGAUAACACCCUGUACGUCUCUUCCAUGCCAGAAUAAUGGAACUUGCUCAGAAGAUGCUGAUUCUUACGUCUGUACUUGUCCGCCCGGCUACUCAGGAACUGACUGCGAGAUUACUCCCUGUACGCCUCUUCCAUGUCAGAACAAUGGAACUUGCUCAGAAGAUGCUGAUUCUUACGUCUGUACCUGUCCGCCCGGCUACUCAGGAACUGACUGCGAGAUAACACCCUGUACGCCUCUUCCUUGUCAAAACAAUGGGACUUGCUCAGAAGUUGCUGACUCUUACGUCUGUACCUGCCCUCCCGGCUACUCAGGAACUGACUGCGAGAUAACACCUUGUACGUCUCUUCCAUGCCAGAAUAAUGGAACUUGCUCAGAAGAUGCUGAUUCUUACGUCUGUACUUGUCCGCCCGGCUACUCAGGAACUGACUGCGAGAUAACACCCUGUACGUCUCUUCCAUGCCAGAAUAAUGGAACUUGUGCUAUUGAUGGAGCUUCUUACACGUGCACAUGCCCAGCUGGAUACACUGGUGCCAACUGCGAAGAAGAUCCCUGUUUUAGCGAACCUUGCUUUGGCAAUUCAACCUGCAAUGUCGUCGGCUCAUCGUAUCAGUGUGACUGCCCGAUCGACUAUUCUGGAAUUCAUUGCGAGAUCUGGCAGUGCUCGACAUUGAUCUGCUUAAACAAUGGAACUGCAACAUACAACAACACAAAUGAUGGAUGCGAGUGCGAAUGCAUCUCCGAAGAAACUCCAGAAGGCAAUUUUACUUAUGUCGGUGACCACUGCGAGUAUCGCUUCCCAGGAGUUUGUAUUCCCUCGCCAUGCGGCAAUGGAACGUGCGUCGAGCUAACUCAAACUUUACACGAUUGCGCCUGUGACUUCGGCUACCAGGGCGAAAACUGUGACCAAGUGUGCAAUACAACAAUCUCCGGCAGAUUGGACAUUUCGAUUGUUAUUGACACCUCUGGCUCGCUGACAUCGGCACCGAAUAAAGAUCAAGUGCUCAUGAACUUUACAAAUAAUCUCGCCAACAUGUACGAUACUGUCAAUCAAGUCAAAAUUGGCUUGACAAGCUUUUCCGAAUCAGCAGUCCUGGAAAUGCCAUUGGAUUUCUACAAUCAAUUAGAGCUUCAAGAUGGUGUUUCAAAUAUGACUUGGCAAGGAAGCUUUACGAACAUCACUUCAGGAGUAGAAACAGCCUUCAACGACAUGGAUACGACAGAUUCUGUUGACGAUGUGAUGAUUUUGAUCACAGAUGGAUUCCAGUCGACAAACACAACGGCAAUGUUUCAAUUGAUAGAUCAGGUAAAAGCAUCAGGGGUUCGACUGAUCGCGCUUGGUUUUUUCGGCGAUUUCGCGUUCUACUCACCGAAUCUGUACUUGAUGACGAACGAAGUCUAUCACGCAGCCAACUAUGCGGAACUAUUGGCAAUUGACAACACGAUCUUUGAGACCAUUUGCUCUGAUGGUGUCAUCCCCAAUGGUGUAGCCGCUGGCGAGAGUGCUAGUGACUUUGAAAAGACCUUUACGGAUGUCAACGCUACCGAAGUUUUCAUGAUGCAAGCAGCUCAUGACUUUUUCGAUUUGAACGGUGAUUUUCCAUCGUGGAUCCAGAGCAUUGUCCCUGGAUUGAGCUAG
Molecule: messenger RNA, 4446 nt
Organism: Oikopleura dioica
Lineage: Eukaryota; Metazoa; Chordata; Appendicularia; Copelata; Oikopleuridae
Source: the annotation of a GenBank genome assembly